AUGCCUGAAAAAAUCACAAAAUCAUCCACAAUUCACUACGAUGACGAGAGUGAAACCUCAGAAGCACUUGAUGAUUAUGAUGAAUAUGACGAAAAGAAUGACGAUGACGUUAAGGAAAGUAGCGAUGAUUCAGAUGAAGAACUAAAAGAUAUAGGCGAAUUACUAGGUUUUCGCGUGACUGGCGGAAAGGACUUUUUCAUGCCAAUCACAAUUUUUCAUGUGAAGGAAAACAGUCGCGCAGAAAAGGCAAACUUAAAACUCGGUGAUGCAAUUUUAUCAAUCAAUGGAAGAGACACGGAAGAUAUGACAUUAGUUCAGGCAAAUAGAUAUCUUGGCAAAGUCGCAGGUGGUGAUGUAAUGCUUCAAGUCGCAAAAUUUGAUGCAAACGAAGAUGAUGAAGAUGUGCAAACGAUUGAAGAGGUUUUGCUUGAAGGUCCCGUAAGUCUUCAACAAAAGCUUCGUCAAAUGCAACAACAACUAUUGUCAACGAUGACAGAUAUUCCGCCACAAAUACAAUCAAAACUUGCAAUGGUUACGACAGCAUUAGAGCAAUUUAUGACAAUGGAUCCGGAUACACUUGAGUCAUCAUGGAAUCAUCAAAAUGAUGAGAAUGGAAAAUCAUCAUCAAUGGAACGUGAAGCAUCGUAUGAGGAUGAGAAGCAAUUUUCAACAAUUGAGGAAGAGGAAGUGGAUGAGGAUGAGAUGGAUAAGAACUUUGAGCACAUUGAAUUGGAUGAGAAUUUGUCAAGUACACGCGAGACUUCAUAUUCUUUUGAAGAUUUAGCUGUUGACGACGAUGAAAGGAAGCGACUUGAAAAUGGCAAUGACGAUGAUGAUGAUGAAGAUGAUUAUGAGAAUUGUGAGGAGGAGUCCAUUUGUGAGUCCAUAAAAUCAGAAGAAAUGAUAAAACUUGAUGCGGAGAAGAAGAAGAAAAAUGAAAAGAUUCAAACUUUACAAAAGUCGUGGCAAAAGUUAUGCGAAAAUCAAAAGACCAUCCACAAACGCAGCAACUGCCAUUUAGUGCCAAGUGUAGCUUUACUCCAUAACAAGAUUAAUCAACUCAACGAGUCGAAAGUCAUUUCAUUUUAUGAGCGAAAGAGAAGUCCCUAA
Messenger RNA from Chironomus riparius, 1110 nucleotides. NCBI's taxonomy places the organism in Eukaryota, Metazoa, Arthropoda, Insecta, Diptera, Chironomidae. The record is from the annotation of a GenBank genome assembly.